AUGGCAUUGAGGUGCGAAGCAGAGUGGCUGGUGCUUUCGUCUGUCGGUGGCACAUGUCAUCGCGAGCCUCGACGGCGACAGACCUCCAGGCACCGAGACGGCAGCCGGAGUAAGGCGGGCCACCUGCUUCUGGGUCCGUCGGUGUUGCGAGGCUCGUGGGCAGUGUCUCCCAAGUGUCUCAGGCUGCAUUGCUCGACUCGUCUCUUGCUGGGCGGUUGCCGUGCUCGAGCCUCGUCUACCGGCUUUCCCGCGGCGCUCUACUCGGACGCUGACCAGUUCACCCGUUCAUCGGCGGUCGACGCUCAUACUGCUGGUGCGGUCGUUUUCCGGAUUCCUCGGCCCCUCUGGCACAUACCUGUUCCACCGGCGGAUUGGCUAGGGCCUGGCGACUCCCUGGUCGGGUAA
This is a messenger RNA of Aspergillus luchuensis, 405 nucleotides long. RefSeq lists its product as uncharacterized. The transcript has a single exon. The record is from RefSeq and is a predicted model, not a curated record. The coding region runs from base 1 to 405 and encodes 134 amino acids. Lineage: Eukaryota; Fungi; Ascomycota; Eurotiomycetes; Eurotiales; Aspergillaceae.